UCGAAAUACUAGUUGAGACAGAAGAAGAAGCGACAGGCAGCCGCGGCGCGUGCUGUUCACUGAAAUACGCCGUUAAAAACCGCUGAUAUUCAACAAUACACGCGGCGAGGAAUUGAGUGGAACCCACCGGACAUUUAUUUUACCGACGAGUUGUUUACAGUGACCAGAGAGGAAGAUGGAUGAGCUGCAGGAUGUACAGCUGACUGAGAUCAAGCCACUGCUGACCAAUAAGAAUGCACGCAACUUUCAAGACUUCGACUGCCAGGAGCAUGAUAUCGAGACUCCCCAUGGCGUCCUCCAUGUGACAAUGAGAGGCGUUCCCAAGGGCAACAGACCUGUCAUUCUCACCUAUCAUGACAUUGGCCUCAACCACAAGUCGUGCUUCAAUACCCUGUUCAACUAUGAGGACAUGCAGGAGAUCACGCAGCACUUUGCAGUGGUUCAUGUGGACGCACCCGGCCAGCAGGAAGGUGCACCUCCCUUCCCCAGCAGCUAUCGCUACCCAACCAUGGACGAGCUGGCUGAAAUGCUGCCCUCUGUGAUGACUCAGCUCAAGAUCAAUAGCGUGAUCGGCAUUGGCGUGGGAGCAGGAGCGUACAUCCUCACCCGCUUUGCACUGAACCACCCCACUCUGGUGGAGGGACUGGUUCUGAUUAAUGUCGACCCAUGUGCCGAAGGCUGGAUUGACUGGGCAGCUUCAAAGCUGUCUGGAUGGACCAGUAAUUUGGUGGAUAUCGUCAUGGCUCACCACUUCAGCACUGAUGAGCUGACAGAGAACCAGGAGCUGAUCCAGACCUACCGUCUCCAUAUCGCCCAAGACAUCAACCAGGACAACCUGGCCCUCUUCUGUGGCUCCUACCAAUACCGCCGGGACCUGGAGAUCGAGAGGCCAGUCGUAGGUCUGAAUGAGGACACAGUCAACACACUAACGUGCCCUGCGUUGCUGGUGGUUGGUGACACAUCACCUGCUGUGGAGGCUGUGGUGGAGUGCAAUUCCAGGUUAAAUCCGACAAAGACCACACUGCUAAAGAUGGCUGACUGCGGAGGCUUGCCCCAGGUUGUGCAGCCAGGGAAACUUGCUGAGGCCUUCAAGUACUUUGUUCAGGGCAUGGGCUAUAUGCCGUCAGCAGGAAUGACUCGUCUGGCUCGCUCACGCACCACCUCCUCUUCGAGCAUCACCUCCAUGGACAGCAGUCGCAGUCGCAACAACCUCAACAGCCUGCUGGAGGGCAGCGCCACCGGGGGCCUGGACAGCCAGGCCAGACCCCAAACCAUGGAGGUCUCCUGCUAAGCCCCACCCCCACCCCCUGCACCCUCCCAUAGUAACUUAUGUGCCCUCUCCCCUUCUCUUCCUGUACCUCUCUCUCUCUCUCUCUUUCUCUCUCUCAUCCCACUCCUAAGCAAUGCAACGCCAGGAGGAUCUGUGAUGAACUAUGUGAUUAGAAAAGCGGAUGUAAUAAAUAUAUUAACAGAUGCAUAUUAUUAAAUAUUAUAUUGAAUACACUGUCAAAGUCACAUUCCUACCAGAAACCAUAACUGCAUUCAGCUGUGUUGUAUAUUCAAAUGGUCAAACCAUAUCAUUGACUCAACUGUCCAACCUCACCCUCUUGUAUUUAUUUUUUUCACAUUGUCUUUGUUUAUAUGUCUUCACACACACUGUAGAAAUCCUCCACGCGUUCAUAGUAACUUGUCGAUUUUCGAUUUGAUUUCACGGUCCAACACUUUGACUGUUUUCACGGAUCUCUUCUGUUGUGAGCUCUCAAAAUGUGGUCUGCACUGAUUGCGUGUCAUGGUAUCCGUUUUUAUUCUUAAACUUGCUGCAAUGCAAAUUAGUCUCAAAGUAUGUAGAGGGAUCACUAAACUGUAGCUGCAGAAAUAGGAUUGCAGUAUAUAUUUAAAAAGGAUGCCAGAAAAAGUGAUGUGGAAGAUACAUGGAAGAAGCACUGCAUACUGUAGCACACUGUAAGUAAAACUAAAUGGAAACUGCAGAGAGCUGUUUUUAAACAUGAAAGGACCAUUCAGUGUUAAGGAAGAGUACCUGUAGGUCGACUCACACGUCACUUCACACACUGAGCUCAUCGUGCCCUCUUUCUUUCCGGUUUGUGUUGAUGUUCUUGUUCAGUUGACUAGAUUAUUCUGUGAUGUUUGAACAACCUGUAACUAGUGGGCUCUGAUGUGAAAAGUAUGAGUCCCUUCACUGAGGGGCCCAGUGGUGCUUCUCACUGUCUGCUGAUUCAGCUCAUUUAUAUUACUACUAAAUAAAGCUACAACAUG
Molecule: messenger RNA, 2274 nt
Organism: Toxotes jaculatrix (banded archerfish)
Lineage: Eukaryota; Metazoa; Chordata; Actinopteri; Toxotidae
Gene: ndrg3a
Product: ndrg family member 3a
Exons: 16
Coding region: 176-1291 (371 amino acids)
Biological process (GO): signal transduction
Cellular component (GO): cytoplasm
Source: RefSeq, a predicted model, not a curated record